Cryptococcus wingfieldii CBS 7118 is the source of this 4845-nucleotide messenger RNA. RefSeq lists its product as hypothetical. Gene Ontology annotation, cellular component: myosin complex; cytoplasm; vesicle. The record is from RefSeq and is a predicted model, not a curated record. The transcript is spliced from 18 exons. Lineage: Eukaryota; Fungi; Basidiomycota; Tremellomycetes; Tremellales; Cryptococcaceae. Gene Ontology annotation, biological process: actin filament organization; vesicle transport along actin filament. Gene Ontology annotation, molecular function: ATP binding; actin filament binding; microfilament motor activity. The coding region runs from base 1 to 4845 and encodes 1614 amino acids.
AUGGCAGUCCCUUACACUCAAGGGACUCUGGUCUGGAUGCCUGACGGCACCGGCGGCUGGCGAACCGGUACAGUUACCUCCUCGACCAUCUCAUCAAGUGAUCCACCCGUGGCCUAUAUAACCAUAUCCUCUGACUCGGACCCCGACGUCACGACUACUAUACAAACGCCUCUUUCUGCUUUACAAAACGCCAACGCCGAUCGCACACAAGCGGAUUUUCAGCAGUCCUCCGACCUCCCACCUCUGAGGAAUCCACCAGCUUUGGAGAUGGUAGAGGAUUUAGCAGCUCUGAGUAAUCUCAACGAGCCUUCUGUCCUUCACGCGAUCGCUACCCGAUACCUACAACACAUGCCAUACACGUAUUCGGGUAUAGUUCUUCUUUCCGUCAACCCUUUCACGCCUUUAAACAUAUAUGACGGGACUUUCAUCAACCUCUACUUGGGACAGAAAAAGGAAGAGCAAGAUCCUCACGUGUUUGCCAUUGCUGAAGAGGCUCUGAACGACAUGAGAAGAGGAACCGGCGAGGGCGGAGUCGAUCUCUCUGGCGCUGGAGAUCAAACCGUCAUUGUCAGCGGUGAAAGUGGGGCGGGAAAGACCGUGGCGGCAAAAUACAUCAUGCGCUACUUUGCAUCAGCCCAUAUGGGCACAAAUGAUCCACUGCUGCCUCGUAAAAGCGGUCACGGUGAGGAAGGCAUGAGCGAGAUUGAAAAGCAGAUUCUCGCCAGUAAUCCUAUCAUGGAGGCCUUCGGCAAUGCAAAAACCACUAGAAAUGACAAUAGCUCAAGAUUUGGGAAAUACAUCCAGGUCCUAUUCAGCCACGAUCACCAGAUCGUAGGUGCCCGUGUCCGGACGUAUCUCUUGGAGCGUUCGCGCUUGACCUAUCAGCCGCCAUCUGAACGAAAUUACCACGUCUUCUAUCAGCUCAUCGCGGGAGCUCCAGCGAAAGAACGUAAAGAUCUUUCUCUACCCGAUUCACCUUUCAAAUUCGCGUACCUGUCAGGUGGAGGUACUUCAUCAUACCUCAUUCACGGGGUCGACGAUGCUCAAGAGUUCGAUACGACUCAGCGUGCAUUGUCAAUGGUAGGGAUAUCAAUGGAGCGCCAAUGGCACAUAUUCAAGCUUCUCGCUGCCUUGUUGCAUCUCGGCGACGUUAAAAUCUCGCAAUCCAGAUCCGACGCCCAUGUCGUGGAUGAUGAUUCAGCUCUCAUCCUCACGUCAGAUCUAAUGGGACUCCCUCUACCAGACUUCAAGAGGUGGAUUGUGAAGAAACAGCUUAUCACAAGGAACGAAAAGAUCAUCACAAACUUGACAUGCAACCAAGCCAUCGUGGUUAGAGACUCUGUUGCGAAGUUCAUCUAUAGCUGCCUCUUUCAGUGGCUUGUCAGCGUUGUGAAUGCGAGUCUCGCUGGCGAUGUUACCAACGACAUCGGACCCACAAAGAAAUUCAUUGGUGUGCUGGACAUUUACGGAUUCGAGCAUUUUGCCAAGAAUUCCUUCGAGCAAUUUUGCAUCAAUUGGGCCAACGAAAAGCUGCAACAGCAGUUCAAUGCGCAUGUCUUCAAGUUGGAGCAGGAGGAAUACGUCCGAGAAGAAAUUGACUGGACAUUUAUCGAUUUUACCGACAAUCAAGCUUGUAUUGACGUGAUUGAGGGGCGGAUGGGUAUACUUGCGCUACUCGACGAAGAGUCGCGUCUACCGUCCGGGUCUGACCAGUCUUUCGCAAACAAAAUUCAUCACGAGUUCGCCAAAACGGAACAUCAGAAGGUUUUAAAAAAGCCCCGCUUCAACAGCAAUGCUUUCACUGUCGCCCAUUACGCCCACGAUGUCACAUACGAUACUGAAGGCUUCGUUGAAAAAAACCGAGACACGGUCCCAGAUGAGCAUCUUCACCUCUUGCAGAGCUCCACAAACGAGUUUGUGAGGGAAAUGGUGUUCACAGCCACGGAGGCAGCAGUUGGCGGUCAGCAGGCAAAGACUGUUGAAAGCUCGACAGCUAAACGGGGCACGCCUCGCAAACCCACGCUCGGUUCCAUGUUCAAAGCGUCUCUGGUAGAUUUGAUGGCUACCAUCAAUGACACCAAUGUACACUACAUCAGGUGCAUCAAACCCAACGAGAAGAAAGCUGCCUGGGAAUUCGACUCCGCUCAGGUUUUGAGUCAGCUUAGGGCAUGCGGAGUGCUAGAAACCAUCCGAAUCAGUUGUGCGGGCUUUCCAUCUCGAUGGACUUACACUCAAUUUGCUGACAGGUAUCACAUCAUGCUACACACCAACCAGUGGCAUAGCAAAAUGGACGUCAAAGAGCUCUGCCGACUGAUUCUCGAGAAAACUCUUGAAAACGAGGACGAUUACCAGUUGGGACUAUCGAAGAUAUUCUUCCGUUCUGGCAUCCUUGCUUUCUUGGAAUCUCGCCGAGCAGCCACACAGUUUCAGCUGGCGGCCACUCUACAAAAACAUAUUCGCCGAUACCUUGCGCGCAGACAAUAUGCGAAUUGGCGGAAAAGUGCGGUGUCAAUUCAAGCGUGGUGGAGAGGCACUGCUACUCGUAGAGGACUCGAAAUUCAAAAGCAGGAGACAGCUGCUCUACUUCUCCAAACGAUCGUCAGAUGUGCCUUGGCUACCAAUCGAUUGAAGCAUGCUCGUAAAGCCGUGAUAGAUCUGCAAUCUGCUCUGCGGCGAUUCUCGGCGAAGCGGAAAAGGGAACAAAUGCAGGCUGAGAAAUCUGCGGUUUUUGUCCAACGACUAUGUCGCGGAGCGCUCGUGGCAGGACGGUAUCGACAGACUCUCUGUGGUGUGAUUCUUCUACAAUCGCUUUGGCGUCGACGACUUGCCAUACGCGAACUUGCGUCUCUGAAACGAGAGGCAAAGUCGGCCAAAAAAUUCAAGGAGAUCUCUUACCAAUUGGAAAACAAAGUUGUCGAGUUAACGCAAACUCUACAAAAGCGAAACGCAGAGCACAAGGAAAUUUGUGCUCGCUUGAAAGGAUUGGAAGAUGAUCACAAAACUGUCACGCACAAAAACGAGUCACUAUCUGCCCGAAAUCACGCUCUCGAAGAGCAGAUGGCUUCGUUGACCGUCCCCAAGGAACAAUUCGACGAUCUUGCGAAAGAAAAGAAGGAUCUUGAAGUUCGAUUGGAUGAGCUAGUGCUGCGCUCAGGCGCAUUGGAUACACAGCUGCAAGAAGCCACUAGGCAGCUCGAGAGUACAUCCAAGCGCUCUCCAGUUCAGCUGGGUAGCAAAACUGAAGACGCAAAUACAAUUUCGCAGUUGCGCGCCGAACUCAAGCAUGUUCGCGAGCAAUUGUCACGAAACGAUACUUUCAAUGCCUUGACUGGGCGAGCGCAUCCUAACACCUCCACCUCUCCUAGGUCGUUCAAUCUGCGACAGCUGGACAAUGUUUCCUCUGCGCCUUCCUUGCAUGGUAUAUCGGAUCAUCGCCGACGCAACAGACGCCACUCAAUGGUCAGCAAAUUACACGCCGCUACAGAUGGUGACGCAGAGGACAAGCCUCUGGUAAACACCCGUGCCUUAUCAGCCGCCUAUACUCCCGAUGUCAUACAGCGAUCGAGAGAUUCUCAAGGAUUACCUGUGCUCUUUACUCCUGGCAACGUCCACCAGCAUAUUGUCAGGCUUCUCGAGGACCUACCAUCUCUUGAUAACGAGGUGCUACAAGGUCUCAUUUAUCAGCUCAAGAUCCCCAGUCCAAGUCUGCACACGCCAUUGACUGCCAAAGAGAUUCUUUUCCCUGCUCAUCUGAUCAGCCUUAUCACCAACGAAAUGUGGAAAUUGGCUAUGGUUACCGAAUCUGAGACGUUUCUGGCCAAUGUGAUGCAAGCAAUCCAAGAACAUGUGCUAGCAUUCAAGGGUGAAGAUGCUAUAUGCCCCGGUGUCUUUUGGCUUUCCAAUGUACAGGAAAUCCUCUCAUUUGUCUGUAUCGCCGAAGAUGACGCAUCCAAGGGCAUUGCACCUGAAGGAUCGGCUUUGAACGACGACAAACUGAAUUGGGACGAUUACACUCGCCUUAUAGGUGUGGUGAAACAUGAUUUAGACUCUCUAGAGUACAACAUCUAUCACACCCUCAUGCUAGAGAGCAAAAAAAAACUUUCAAAGAUGGUGAUACCCGCAGUCAUCGAGUCGCAAUCCCUCCCCGGCUUCGUCACUUCCGAUGGAUCGGGCCGUAUGCUCUCUCGAAUGCUUGGGGGCAUCAGCGGCGUUGGAGCACCACAGCCGGUCUCUUCGAUGGACGACAUUCUCAACCUUCUCAACAGGGUUUGGAAAUGCUUGAAGAGCUAUUUCAUGGAAGAGAGCGUCAUGCACCAAGUGGUGACUGAGCUACUGAAGCUCAUCGGCCAAAUAUCCUUCAAUGACCUUGUCAUGCGGAGGAAUUUCUCGUCCUGGAAAAGAGCCAUGCAAAUCCAGUACAACAUUACCAGGAUUGAGGGCGACUUUGUAGAGUGGUGCAAGUCACAUGACAUGCCUGAAGGUCUUCUGCAGUUGGAGCAUCUUAUGCAAGCAACAAAACUUCUACAGCUCAAGAAGGCAACUUUGGGAGACAUUGACAUCCUCUUCGACGUCUGCUGGAUCCUCUCACCCACACAGGUCCAGAAACUCAUAAGCCAGUACCAUACGGCAGAUUAUGAAGUUCCACUGAACUCGGAAAUCUUGCGAGCCGUAGCCGCCAGGGUCAAGCCUGAGGAUAAGAGCGACCAACUUCUAUUAGCGCCCGAAGCAGAUGAGGUUGGCCCGUAUCAGCUUCCCCCUCCUAGGGACAUUGUUGGGCUUGAGACGUAUGUCCCAGCCUUCUUGAAUGUCCCUAACAUUCGACAAUUGGCCACUUUCGUAGCGUAG